AUGCUUAUUUAAUCAAAAGGAAAUGUCAUCCAUGAAAAUCUGCCAAUUAGAGCAUAUAAAGAAUAAAUUUUAUAUGGAGUCGAUACCAAUAGCACAUUGAUUAUCCUAGCUGAAACAGGGUCAGGCAAAACAACUUAGAUACCAUAAUAUUUAAUAGAAGCUGGUUAUGGUGGAGAAGACAGAGUUUUGGUCUCGUUGCCUAGAAAGAUGGCUGCCAUUAGUAUUGCAUAAAGAGUAUCUGAUGAAAAUGGGACUGAAUUGGGAUAGGACAUUGGUUAUCGAGUGAGAUUCGAAUCGAAAGUGAGUGAAAAUACAAAAAUUGAAUAUGUGACUGAUGGAACAUUGAUUUAAAUCAUAAUGGGCAAUCCAUUGAUUGAAGGAUAUUCAGUUGUAAUGCUCGAUGAUAUUCAUGAACGCACUUUAAAUACAGAUCUCUUGUUGUGUUUAAUCAAGAAGAUCCAAAAAAAGAGACCUGAAUUGAAAGUGAUAGUUUCAUCUGCUACAAUGGAAGUUGAUUUACUGUAAAACUUUUUCCCGAAUAGUAAAAUCAUUGCAAUCAGAGGUAGGAAUUAUGAAGUUGAUAUUAUGUAUCUACUAGAACCAUGUAAAAACUAUGUGAUUGCUGCUGUGGAAUUAGCAUAUCAUAUUCACAAAAAGAUGCCAGAAGGUGAUGUUCUUGUGUUUUUAACAUCUGUUGAAGAAAUCCAUGCAUUUAUCAAUUUAUGGUCACAUCAUAAGGCUAAUUGUGUAGUAUUACCACUUCAUGCCAAUUUGGGCAUUGAUAAAUAGUUGCUAGUGUUUAAAUAGCAUGCAAGUAGAAAAAUUAUAGUAUCAACCAAUGUGGCAGAAAGUAGUGUCACUAUUGAUGGAAUAGUAUAUGUGAUAGAUUCAUGUUAUCAAAAAGUAAAAGUUUAUGAUUAUAAGAGAAAUUUGGAAUAAUUAAAUAUUUUACCUAUUUCCUAGCAAUCUGGUGCAUAGAGAGCAGGCAGAGCUGGAAGAACGAGAGAUGGAAUUUGUUAUAGACUAUGCACUAAGGAAGAUUAUUAAAAUUUGCCUAAGACCUUCCCUCCAGAAAUAUUGAGAUCUAAUCUCACAGAACUCAUUUUAUAGAUUAGAUCAUUCUCACUAACACCAAAUCAUUUACAAUGUAGCAAUACAUUUUUGACUCCUGUUUCAAAUGAGUAAUUAAUCAAUUGCAUAAACAUUUUGAUGAGUUUAAAAUUGAUUGAUGAAAACUUUUCAUUAACAGAAUUGGGAAAUGCCAUAGUUGAUUAUCCAUUGGAAACAUAAUUGGCAGUUUGUGUUGAAAACAGCUUUCUAGAGGAGUUUUAAUGUUCAGAUGAGAUGUUGAAAAUAGCCAGUAUUCUCAGUAUACAAGGAGGUAUCUUUAGUAGUGAUGCAACACCAUUAUAAAUGUUGAAGGCCAAGAAGGCUUUGGGAUGUAGAGAAGGAGAUGUUUUAUCACUUCAUAAUAUAUUUGUUAGAUAUAUUAACAUUGGAAAUAAAGGGAAUUGGUGUGAUACCUACAGAGUAUCAAAAUAUAAAUUAGAAUCAGCUGGAAAGAUCUACAAAUAAAUUCAAAAAAAAAGGAAAAACAGGUAAAUUAAAAGUUCCAUCCAAGAUGUAGAGGCUAUUUAAAGAUGCUUUGUUUCUGGUUUCUUCUCUUAAGUAGCAUAACGAGAGAAUACAGCAAGGGAAGGUGUUUACAGGAAUAUCUAUACUAAACAAUUAGUUCAUCUACAUCCUGCUUCGGUUUUAACAGUUUCAUACCCUGAAUGGGUAAUUUAUCAUGAAUUGAUUGAACAAAAUCAUAAACUAACCAUGCACAAUGUUACUGAGCUUGAUCCGCAUUGGCUUUUUGAAAUAGCUCCCCAUUUUUAUAGAGAUGCUAGAUAAGAAAUUGCUGAGAUGAAACACUAAUAGGAGAAGGAUUAGUUAGAUAAAAUAGAGGCUGAGAAAUAGUAAAAGCAAUAGGAAUUGUUGAUGAAUUAAGAAAGCAAAGUGGUUUUUGGGAGCAUCAAAUAGAGAAAACCAGGAUUUAAAGGGUUUGGUUAAACAUAGUUUCCUAUUAAGAGUAAAGAGUAAAGACUUGGCUCAUUGUCAUUUAAUGAUGAGGAGGACUUCUGA
Paramecium tetraurelia is the source of this 2127-nucleotide messenger RNA. RefSeq lists its product as uncharacterized. The transcript has 6 exons. Gene Ontology annotation, molecular function: ATP binding; RNA binding. NCBI's taxonomy places the organism in Eukaryota, Ciliophora, Oligohymenophorea, Peniculida, Parameciidae. Gene Ontology annotation, cellular component: intracellular anatomical structure. The record is from RefSeq and is a predicted model, not a curated record.